CGAGUACAUACAAUAAAUCGUUGGCUUACCCAACAACAGGCAGCCAGGCCUUUUAAGCAACAAGAUUAUUCAGGAACAGUUUCGCUCUGAAUUAUUCAAGAUCAUGGAUAAAGCCUUGAAAAAGGUGUUGACUACGGGCUACGAGGUGCCAACCGAUCAAAAGGCCAAUUAUGACGGAUUUGUUGUGAUUGGAGCAGGGUUGCCGAGAACUGGAACCUUGUCAAUGAAGAGUGCCCUUGGAACCCUCCUCAAUGGUGUGUGUUACCAUAUGAUGUCCAUGAUUGAGGGAUCACCGGCCGAAUCAGCCUUUUGGGCAAAGGCCUUGAAAGGUGGCGUAACUCCCCAAGAAUGGCGAGAUUUUUUGGGAGGUCGUGGUUAUCGCGCUGGAGUAGAUUAUCCAUUAUCACGAUUUUACAGAGAAUUAAUGGAGGCGUAUCCCAAUGCCAAGAUUAUUUUGACCACCAGGAAUCCCGAAACUUGGUACAAAUCUGUAAAAGAUAGCAUUUACAAGGGGUCAUUGAUCAUGAAGAAGCUUUCAGUACAUCUUUUCUUAAUAUUGGUGGGAAAGACUUUGACGGCUAAAGUCAUGGACGAUCUCGGAUAUUUGCCCGCUAAAGGAAUGGAUAAAGGUAUAUUUACUGUGAUCGAGGAAGGGCCCGAUUCUGCCCAGAAGUAUUUCGAGGAAUGGGUGGAAUCUGUGAAAGAAUGCGUUCCCAAGGAUCGUCUCCUCAUAUUCGAGGUCAAAGAAGGGUGGAAGCCACUGUGCCAAUUCUUGGAUGUUCCCAUCCCAGACGUCCCAUUUCCCAGAUUAAAUGACACUGCAUCCAUGGCUCGGAAACAUCGCAAUUUGGAAUUGAUGGCCAACGUUAUUGUUUUUGGAAUCCCAGCUUGUCUUGGAAUCAUAUUCUACAUGCUUUAUAAUUACUAUACAAAAUGAAAAAUGAUUAUGUA
Messenger RNA from Tigriopus californicus, 951 nucleotides. RefSeq lists its product as uncharacterized. Lineage: Eukaryota; Metazoa; Arthropoda; Copepoda; Harpacticoida; Harpacticidae. The transcript is spliced from 3 exons. The coding region runs from base 104 to 937 and encodes 277 amino acids. The record is from RefSeq and is a predicted model, not a curated record.